UCAACCUCAAGACUUGAUUUUGAAGACUCCACUUUGUGAACCUCACCAAUCCCUAUCUGGGUUUUGUUUUUCUUCUCUUUCCUUUACCAUAGAUCUUCACCAUUUCAUGUGAGUAACAAAAAGCUCACAUUUUUAAUCCCAAUUUCACAGAGAAAGAGAGAGAAAGCCAAGCAUGGCCUUCUCUUCUAGGCGUGGAGGAAACUGGGCACAAUCGACCCUUCCAUCCUCAAAUCCAAAAUCAAAGAUACCCAGAAAGUCAAGAAAGAGAACAUGGCUCAAAGAUUUGAUCUUUGCGAAUUUCUUCACUUUUGGGCUCUUGUUCUCUCUCUUCUUGUUCCUCCUCAUUCUUAUCCGAUUUGGGGUACCAAAACCCAUCACUACACACUUCAGGAACCGUUCCUCUCGCUACAGGAAAACCCUCAGCAGAAAACCCUUCUCUGUUGGUGGUAGUGGGAACUACACCAUGCUGAGUGCCACUGUUGACAUCACCACCAAGAUGUUGUAUGACAAGGUUGAGUUCUUGGAUGUUGAUGGUGGGGCUUGGAAGCAAGGUUGGAGUGUCACUUACAGAGGGAAUGAGUGGGAUAAUGAGAAGUUGAAGGUCUAUGUGGUGCCCCAUUCUCAUAAUGAUCCUGGUUGGAAGCUCACUGUUGAGGAAUACUAUGAUAGGCAAUCUCGCCAUAUACUUGAUACCAUUGUUGAAACGCUAAGGAAGGAUUCUCGCCGGAAGUUCAUAUGGGAAGAGAUGUCAUACUUAGAGAGAUGGUGGAGGGAUGCCUCAGAUGUCAUGAAGGAAUCAUUCAUCAAUUUGGUAAACAAUGGGCAGUUGGAAAUUGUUGGAGGUGGUUGGGUGAUGAAUGAUGAGGCCAAUUCUCAUUAUUUUUCUAUAAUUGAACAGAUAGCAGAAGGAAAUAUGUGGUUGAAUGACACCAUUGGGUUUGUUCCUAAAAAUUCUUGGGCCAUUGAUCCAUUUGGUUACUCAUCUACCAUGGCAUAUCUUCUACGUCGCAUGGGUUUCGACAACAUGCUUAUUCAGAGGACCCAUUAUGAGCUGAAGAAGGAACUUGCUUGGCAUAAGAAUUUAGAAUACAUAUGGCGUCAAAGCUGGGAUGCACAGGAAACCACUGAUAUAUUUGUCCAUAUGAUGCCCUUUUAUUCAUAUGAUAUACCUCAUACAUGUGGCCCAGAGCCUGCUGUUUGUUGUCAGUUUGACUUUGCACGCAUGCAGGGUUUUGUUUAUGAACAAUGCCCAUGGGGACAAUAUCCGGUGGAGACAACUCAUGAAAAUGUUCAUGAAAGGGCACUUAAAUUAUUGGAUCAAUACAGGAAAAAAUCUACUUUGUACCGAACAAAUACUCUUCUUGUUCCUCUUGGAGAUGAUUUUCGCUAUAUUAAUGUUGCUGAAGCAGAGGCCCAAUUCAGAAAUUACCAAAUGCUGUUUGAUUAUAUCAAUUCAAACCCCAGUUUGAAUACGGAGAUGCAGUUUGGUACUUUGGAGGACUACUUUCAAACCCUGCGUGAGGAAGCAGAAAGAAUAAAUUACUCAUCUCCUGGUGAAAUAGGAUCUGGCCUAGUUGAAGGAUUUCCUUCUCUGUCUGGGGACUUUUUUACUUAUGCUGAUCGGCAACAAGACUACUGGAGUGGUUAUUAUGUUUCUCGUCCCUUCUUCAAGGCUGUUGAUAGGGUAUUAGAGCAGACACUUCGUGCCACGGAAAUGAUGGUGUCUCUAUUACUUGGGUGCUGUCGGAGGUCACAUUGUGAGAAAUUUUCAAUGGGGUUUUCCUAUAAGUUGACUGCUGCUAGAAGGAACUUAGCUCUUUUUCAGCAUCAUGAUGGGGUAACUGGUACUGCAAAGGAUCAUGUGGUUAUGGACUAUGGAACUCGAAUGCAUACUUCGUUACAGGACCUGCAGAUUUUUAUGUCCAAGGCAAUUGAGGCACUUCUUGGAAUCCGCUAUGACAAAUUAGAUCACAGUCCUUCCCAGUUUGAGCCAGCAAUAGCAAGAUCUAAAUAUGAUGCUCAGCCAUUGCAUAAAGUGAUUAGUAUUCGUGAGGGUACUUACCAAACAGUGGUCUUUUUUAAUCCUUUGGAGCAAACCAGAGAGGAAGUUGUGAUGGUGGUUGUUGACAGUCCUGACAUUACUGUUGUUGACUCUAACUGGAGUUGUGUUCAAAGCCAAAUUUCUCCUGAGUUGCAGUAUCAUAAUAGCAAGAUCUUUACUGGGAGGCAUCGACUUUACUGGAAAGUUUCUGUUCAUGCAAUGGGGUUGGAAACAUAUUAUAUUGCCAAUGAUUUCGUUGGUUGUGAAAAGGCCAGGCCUUCAAAGUUGAAAAUUUUCUCUAAAUCUAGUUCAGUUGCCUGUCCUACACCAUAUUCUUGUGUAAAAAUAGAAGCUGAUGUGGCUGAAAUUGAGAAUGAGCAUCAAAAACUAACUUUUGAUGUAAGGCAUGGUUUGUUGAAGGAGAUAAUCUUCAAAUAUAGUUCCCCAAAUGUUAUAAAUGAGGAAAUUGGUAUGUACUCUAGUUCGGGUGGGGCGUACUUGUUUAAGCCCAAUGGUGAUGCCGAGCCUAUUAUUGAAGAAGGUGGGCAGUUGCUUAUCUCAGAGGGAACUUUGAUGCAGGAAGCAUACUCUUAUCCAAGGACAGCUUGGGAGAAAGCUCCCAUUUCUCAUAGCACUCGCAUAUAUAAUGGAGAGAGUACAGUCCAAGGGUUUGUCAUUGAAAAGGAAUAUCAUGUUGAGCUUCUUGGCCAUGAUUUCAAUGAUAGGGAGUUGAUAGUUAGAUAUAAAACGGAUAUUGAUAACAAAGGGAUCUUUUAUUCAGAUUUAAAUGGAUUUCAGAUGAGCCGAAGAGAAACUUAUGAUAAGAUUCCUCUGCAAGGCAAUUACUACCCCAUGCCCUCUCUUGCAUUCUUACAAGGAUCUAAUGGUCAGCGGUUUUCUGUCCAUUCCCGGCAAUCAUUGGGUGUGGCAAGCCUUAAAAAUGGAUGGCUAGAGAUAAUGCUUGAUCGCCGUUUGGUAAGAGAUGACGGUCGUGGCCUCGGCCAAGGAGUGAUGGAUAACCGUGUGAUGAAUGUUGUCUUCCACAUUACAGUGGAAACCAAUAUUUCUGCCAUAUCAAAUUUGGUUUCCAGCUCUUUACCUUAUAGCCCUUCUCUUUUCUCUCACCUUGUUGGUUCUCACUUGAACUAUCCGUUACAUGCAUUCAUUUCCAAGAAGCCACAGGAGUUGUCUGCGAAGCCACCACCUAGAUCCUUUUCUCCACUUGCUGCUUCCUUGCCAUGUGAUUUGCACAUAGUGAACUUCAAGGUUCCCAAGCCUUUGAAAUUUUUGCAGCAACCACCUGAAGGUUCUAGAUUUGCUCUGAUCUUUCACAGGAGACAUUGGGAUUCUUCAUACUGCCGGAAGGGAAGAUCACACUGCACUAAUCUGGCUGAUGAUCCUGUGAAUCUGUUCAGCAUGUUCAAGGAUCUUACAGUCUUGAAGGCUAAAGCAACUUCAUUGAACCUUAUGCAUGAAGACCCUGAAGUAAUGGGAUUCACAGAGCAGUUUGGAGAUCUUGCACAAGAGGGGCAUGUUGCCAUAUCUCCAAUGGAAAUUCAAGCUUACAAGUUGGAGUUACGGCCACUACAAUAGAGUACACUCAUUGGUGAAUUGUUGCUGCUGAUUUAAGCUGAACAAAAUGUUUUUACUGCUCCAUUAAUGGUAGGGAUGAAUUCAUGGACUGUUUUCUUUUCUAAACACUGAGUUUAAGGUGGUGCAGGUAAGAGGAUAUGUGAGGAAACACGUCCAAACAAAGAGUAGUAACCUUGGUUGAGUUGAGGAAGUGUGUAACACUGGACUUUUGUAGAUUGCUGUUAUAGAAACAUGGAUGAGGUUGUAGCAUCUGCGGCUCCUUGUUUGUUUACUAUGAUGCUGCUGUAGCAUUUGUUUACGUUUUCCCAGUCAUGCAGUUCAAAGACUAGUUUUGCUUUAUUGACUUACAUGUUAUUGUAUAACACUUCUCUUAGAGGCUAGUGAUACAUGUACAUAUCUAAUACCUCUAUGAUCCUGUGAAUCUGUUCAGCCUGUUCAAGGAUCUUACAGUCUUGAAUUCACAAGUUCUAUGCAAGGGAUUGUAUUCUUCUUUGGAUGUUGGCUCAACAAUUUGCCAAAAUAAUACUUAUUCUGAACUAUGAAAAUAAAUUUGCAAAGUUGGCAUUAAAGUACAAGUUCUAGAUACA
Molecule: messenger RNA, 4221 nt
Organism: Gastrolobium bilobum
Lineage: Eukaryota; Viridiplantae; Streptophyta; Magnoliopsida; Fabales; Fabaceae
Product: alpha-mannosidase 2
Exons: 4
Coding region: 173-3634 (1153 amino acids)
Biological process (GO): mannose metabolic process; N-glycan processing; protein deglycosylation
Cellular component (GO): Golgi membrane
Molecular function (GO): carbohydrate binding; alpha-mannosidase activity
Source: RefSeq, a predicted model, not a curated record